AGAAAGCGUUGCGCUGCCCGAGCGUCGCGAUAUUGCGAGUUUCUUGCGCUCCGUCGUCUACUGUAAGCGAUUUUUUGUUCAGUGAUAGAACCAUGUGAUAAGUUACUGGUUCAGGAUAAUUAAGUGCAUAUUUGUGGCUGAAAUUAAAUUAUAAAAAGGAUUUUCCUUUCUCCUUCACUAUGAACGGCAGUGAUUCUACAUUGGACGAUGUGUUGGGGUCUUCGAACUAUACAUUAAUUGUUUUAUACGUUAUAGUGUUCUUGUGGGCUUUGGUGACGAAUAUUCUAGUAAUUUUGGUGGUGAUUAAAUAUGAGUACAUGAGAAAUGUCACCAACUACUUUCUAGUGAAUUUGUCUGUGGCAGACCUUUUAGUAACUUUGGUAUGUAUGCCAAAUGGAGCAUAUAUGGCAUAUUCAGAUAUGUAUUACUUCGGGGAAUACAUGUGCAAGGCAUCUGGAUAUCUGCAAUGAGUAAUAAUGAUGUUCGCUUACUCAAUGAUGGGAAGAACUUUGUGCUAUGUUACACCACCUUGCGAUCACAAUGAGGGCCUGUCCAGUACGCAACAGGUAGAUCAAACUGGUGGAAAUGGUUUUUUAAAUAACACCGAAAAUAAUUUUGGUAGUCCUUCGCAGAAUAAAAAAGCGGGUGCAAGAAGGUUGCAAAGUGUAGUGCCGGUGGUUAUUCGGCAGAUAAGGGAUUGCCAUGAAGAUGAGUUUAAAAUGUUCGGUAUGCCGACACAAAUUGUAAUUGCACAUUGUUGGUAUAUUAAGAGUUAUGAAGUACAAUCAACGAAAGCAACAUACAACAUUGAGGACCACACAGGCACAAUUAAAGCGAUUUGGUGGUUAGAAAAUGACGAUGAUACAACUCCGAACUUGCCGCCGGUUAAAGAGGGAAGUUAUCUGCAGUUAUUUGGCUCGCUACGUAACCAGGAUGGCGAAAAAAUCAUAAUGGUUUUACGAAUGUUUAUGGUUGAUGAUGCUAAUCUAAUAACAAGUCAUUUGUUGCAAGUUAUUCAAACUAGAUUGCAGGCUGAGCAUAUGUCACAGAAUUCGGGAACAAUAAAACCAAACAUUCAAAAUCCGGGCACUGCAUUGCCCAAUUCAAUGAGCUUUAUGGAUGAUAACAAUAUUUCAAGUGGACUUACGGCUAUUCAAGCUAAAGUGCAGAGAUUAUUGCAAACAGAUCAAAGUACUGCUGGUAUGCACAGGGAUGUAUUAUUAAAGAAUUUCCCAUCCAAUCAACAAACAGAAGUCAAAAAUCGCGUGGUAAGAAGCCGCAAACGGGUGGCCAUAAUCCUGUUACUGCUGGCAUUUGUUUUCGCGGCCUGCUGGUUACCAUAUCACAUCAUUAAUCUUCUUAUGGACACCGGUCUCUACCACGGCUCGCAUAGCGCAUCCCUGCAGCAGUAUCUUUUGUUGCUGGGACACGCGAAUUCCGCCCUCAAUCCCGUCAUCUACUGCGCGCUAUCGAAAAAGUUCAGGAGCUCCAUCAAGGACAUUUUCUAUUGCAGGAUAACUUUUCGAAGAAAGAGGCCCUUAAUGAACGUGAGUUAUUGA
Messenger RNA from Brassicogethes aeneus, 1559 nucleotides. Lineage: Eukaryota; Metazoa; Arthropoda; Insecta; Coleoptera; Nitidulidae. The record is from the annotation of a GenBank genome assembly.